CUAAAUCGCCAUUAUAUCCUCUCCGAGGUCGAUGUUUCUCUUUCCGCUCCAUCAACCGGCGUCCAUUUUCUUUGUCAUCUUUCCCGCUUUUGGAGCAUCCUUGUCGGACGAGUCCUCGUUGUAACGUCGUAUCUAAAUCACUUAACAAUGGAUGGUGCACCUGUUGGUAGAGGAGGAUUUCGGGGCCGUGGAGGCCCUGGAGGAUUAAUGAGAGGAAGAGGUGGUUUUGGAGAUCGGGGAAGGGGUGGUCCUCCCCGAGGCGGUGGCAUGAUGCGUGGCGGACGAGGCAGUGGACCUGGUGGAGGAAUGAGAGGAGGUCCUCCAGGAAUGAGAGGCAGAGGUGGUCCUCCAGGUCGUGGUGGACGUGGUGGACAUUUUCCACCAGGUGGCCCACCAGAACCUGGCAUGUCUAGUGGACCAGGUGGUGGACCACCACCUUUGGGAAUGGGAGGCCCUCCACGAGGUGGGAACAGGGGUGGUAACAAUAGUUUCCGUGGCAGAGGCAGAGGAGACUUUGGUAGAGGCGAUAGUCGUGGAAAUAAUAAUUUCCGUGGUGGCCGCGGUGGCAUGGAUAGAGGUGGUAGAGGAGGAUCCAGAGGUGGAUCUAGAGGUGGGCCAGGUGGCAGAGGCGGCUUUAACGACCGUGGCGGCAGAGGAAUUGGCGGUGGACGUGGUGGUCCGACCAAGCGAGGUGGAGGUCCGCCGAGUUCCAACGGACCUUCGAAGAGACCUCGUUUCGAUCAACCGUCUUCACAGCCAUCAAAUGGCUAUGCUACUCAAUCGUCCAAUCAAGGUGGUUACGGCAGUGGUUCAAAUAACGCUUACGGUGGUCAGCAGCAACCUCAGCAACAAUCGGUGGGAUACGGUGGUGGUGGCGGUGGUUAUGGCUCGCAACAAGGAUAUACACAAUCUUAUCCUGGUUACGAAAGUUAUCAGCAGCCACCAGAUUAUGCGCAAACAGGCUACCCUUCAUCCGCUCCACCAGACAACAGAUAUGGCGGCGGAGCAUCGUCAGUUCCGGCUACCGGAGGCUUUAACGAUCCGUACAAUUACGGCAAAGCACCACAAUCAGCCAAUUACCAGGAGGCAGUGCCAGCUGCGGGGCCGGGUGGCGGGAACGGGGAUUAUACCCCUGUUAACCCAUAUGACGACCGAUUUUCUAAUGACAACGUAAUCGACCGGGGCGGUUAUUCGACGCAAUCUUACGAUUAUUCAAACCAAGACGGAGUUUAUGGGAAACAGGACUACGGUGGCAGUGCUGGUUACCAAAACGCCCAGUCUCAGCGACGUUAUUAAAGAUUCGACACAGUAAAUCCGCUCGUUAAUUUUAUAUGUAGGUAGACAACAUUUUUCUUCAGAGAAAAGCAAAAAAAAACAAAAAAAAAGAAUUAAAAUUAAAUUCAUAGAUAAAAGAUGAGGAUUCGAUCGCCACGCGUAAAGAGUUAGAGGAAGAGAGUGUUAGAUGUAUCUCUCUUUUGAAAUUGUGAGAUAAGAGAAUCGACUACGACGAUGACGAUAAAUAAUAAAAAUAAUCGGAAAAUCUUGAAAGCAAAGUCUCAUGAAAGAGAAAAUCAUCGCGAAAAAUCAUGUAUAUCACAUGUUUGAUUUCCAUUCUCCGUAGGAUAGUCCUGGGAAAGAUGGGAAAGGUGGUAUUUACACGUAUAGAAAUUGACGCUUUCUGACAAGUAUGAAGCUGAUUUUUUUCGAUAUAAGAUUUCUAUUUGAUUCAAUCAUUUUAACGUUUUUAUUCUAUAAACUGUCAAAUUCGAUUAAAAUUGAGUCAUGCUCAUCUUUAUAUUUUGCUAAUUUGUUAAAACGCGUUUAAGCUUAUAAUUUAUAAAGUGUGGAGGUGAUAUUAUUUAAAUUAUUUUUUGUUUAUAUUUGAUUUGAUUAUAUAAAUAGAGUAAAUUUUAUUCCAUUUUAUGGAUGGAGUAAAUAGAUUAUGAAUUAUAGUGUAUAUAAAGUACAAAUUUACACGUUACAUAAAAAUAUUCAUAUUGUGUUGACACGUUCAUUGCCCGAGAAAACCAACUGAUGUAUAGGCUGACACAUAUCAGAUAUAAAUAUAUCAGAAAACAUCAGUAUGUAUAUUUGCUAUGAUUUCGAAUAUUCAAACUUUAUUGCCAACUCCGGAACUAUCCAGAACUAAUAAAAUCUGGGACAAUCAAUUCGUGGCAGUCAACGUGUCGAAUAAUUUAUAUUUUAUUUUCGGUUUAUUUUAAGUGGUUUAUAUAGUUAUUAUACGAUAGAAUAUUGUGCAAAGACCUGAAUAUACAGAGUACCACAAUUCUCUGAUCUUCAAUUUCGAAUUAAUCGGAAUAUCCGUCGUUAAAAUUGAAGUUUUACAAAUGUAGAACACUUUACUUUGCACAAAAAUAUAUAUUGAGAUAUAUAUAUAUAUAUAUACACACACAUUAUUACAUUUAUUAUUAUUAUUAUUAAAAUUAUUAUUUAACUAAUAAAAAUGAAAUAACAUAGUUAUAUAAUUCAACAAAAUAAUUUGUUGAAACCGCAAUAAAAAUUUAUGCCGGGGAAAAAUCGGCUUCAUAUCUGUCAAAAAGUGAUACUCGUGUAUCCGCUGAUUUCCAACUUUCUCCGCAUCACUUUGCUUUCGAAGGAUUUUUCCGUUCCCGUUUAGCUAUCCCGUUCGUCACGCGCGCAGAAUGACUUUUGAUCAAUCGAUUCACACACGUACUCGAUGAUGUAGGGAAAUAAUAUUUUAUACUCGACACUCGGCAGUUACUAUUACUACUACUACCACGUCAUUAUGUCGCUUAUACGACGAUCUCUAGAAUUAAGUGUAGCUCCGACGAGGCGCCACGCUCUUGUCGAUCUUGUCUCAUCCACGAUUUAAGCGGAAAAUAGUGUAAUUUAAUAUUAACAGUAAUUUGAACACACACUCAUCAACAUAUAUACACAACAAUAAACGAUAGAAUGAUAACAAUUAUUAACGACACAUUGCAAAUGUAUGGGCAAUCUCCUAUUGUGUAAAUAGAAACUCGUAAAUAAACCCAUUGAUUGAAAAAAGGACACAACGCGCGAAAUGUAGAACUGCAUAUUUCACAUCUUUAAAGGCGAGGGUCUUAUAUUUUUUAAUUUAGUGAAAUCUCCGACAUAUAUAUAUUUUUUAUACACCUGAAUCACACGCAAUUACCAAAGACACCGUCGAUUUUUAUUUUCGAUAUUUAUAAUUGUGCGUAAUUCGGUAAACGGUCACCGCACUAUUGUUGAUUAUUAGCCAAUAUAACAAUCGACAGUUGUCGCUUGAAAACUCUUCAAAAAACUUGGGAAAUAACCAGUUGAUCGUCGAAAAACUACAAGAAUCUGAGAGAACUGAGAGGAUUCUAAUUCUUAUUCUAGUGUCUUUCAUCCGGCGAAAAAUUGUAGUAUUCGGAAUGAAACGAUUGAUACUGGAAGGAAAAUGAACGAUUGCAUUCUAUGAUGUCGAAUUGUCUUACGUUAUUUUAACUUAUACUUAACAAAUCUUUUGUUGAAAUUUAUACUGCAUUUCUUGUAUACGAUGAACUUUUAUUUUACGAAUAUAUAUGCACACAUAUACACACACAGAAAAUUAUAUAUUUAUAAAGCGUAUAACGACAGUCGUAUUGUCAUGUUUCGAUAUAAUGUAAGUUCGAUUUAAAUGAAAGACAUGAUGAAUGCAGAAAAAAGAAAAAAAAUUGUACAAAAUCAUCACACCGAAGAUUUGCUGUUAUUGUCACCUCACCUCCGGCACGAGAGAGAGACACAGAAAAAAAGUACGGACGCAAAAGACCAGCAACUGCCCUAGGAAGAGACAGGCUAAUCUCGCAAAGAGCGAGUGGGCGAAUAAGCGAUAAUUGAGCGAAAAAUCGUCUCGAUAGUGUAGCGAUGAAGUAGGUAUGAAGUUUUUUUACGAAAUCCUAGUAGAUUAGAGAUUAUUACCUGCUCGGGCGAUCUGCUAGGUUUUCGUGGAUCUACCGAGCCUUAAAUCGUUCCUUCGUUCACAGAUUCUUCGAUCGAUUUGAAAACCGAUUUUUAGUUGAUGAAAGCACUGAGAGCCGAAAACUGUAGUUUUUAACUGUUAGAAUUAAAGAAAGUACGAAAAAAUGUUGAUUUAAGAAGUAAAGUGAAAAGUAAAAAUUUUUUUAUAACUUGACAGUAGUGUUUAGCUAAAAA
Molecule: messenger RNA, 4155 nt
Organism: Harpegnathos saltator (Jerdon's jumping ant)
Lineage: Eukaryota; Metazoa; Arthropoda; Insecta; Hymenoptera; Formicidae
Product: glycine-rich cell wall structural protein 1.0
Exons: 10
Coding region: 148-1296 (382 amino acids)
Source: RefSeq, a predicted model, not a curated record